AUGCAGUUUAAUAUUGCAGUUAGCCGAGGAAAACCUCGAAACAAUGAGGGAAAAAUUUUCCAGCACACUGACGAACAAAAAAAACAAGCCGUUUGGCAGUCAGUAAGCGAUAGGGUCAAUGCUCUAGGCGUGGCAAAGCGUUCAACAACGGACGUGAAAGACAAAUGGCGAGCUAUGUGUGGUGCAGCAAGAAAAGAAAUGAGCCGGGAAAGAAGCUCCAUUGGGAAAACAGGGGGAGGAAAGCCACUGCCGCCGCCGAAAGCCACCUCGCAGAGAAUAAUAAAGUUAUUUGGAGAUGAACCGGGGUUUUCAGGUAUACAAGGUGGCAUGGAGUCAGGUGAGUGUCAAAUUGCUCAUGCGCAACAAAAAUUGUUGUUCAAAGUGGCGAAGUUUUAUUCAAUUUUGUCGGUGAACAUUGCAUUAUUUUUAUUUGCCUUUGGUGUACACUUUGCACAAGAAUUGAUAGUUUAGUUUUUGAAAAAGUAUCAAUGCUGCUAUGAUCUUAUCUGAGAUAAGUACAAUUUAAAUUCAAUAUGUUAUUAGUUAUUUUGCACGAAAGAAAUAUAUAUUCUGAUAAAAUUUGGAAAGUUUUUACAAUAUUAAUAUAAAUUUAAAACAAGUUUAUAUGUAGUAAGCCACUGUUAUAAUUUAGUUUUUUUAUUAGUUUAGAUAUGGCAGAAUUUCGAUAUGAUAAAAUGACAUAUGUGUACGUGUAUUUUUGAUAUCUAAUCAUUCAAUGGGAUUUUGGUGUAGUCCAUGUUUUAAGGAACUGGUUUUGCAUCUGACACAGAUUUGUUCCCAGCAGGGCCAAUACCAGCAAUGGAAAUGUUUAUGCCAGAGCCAGACUUGGAGGACAGUUUGCUGGAACCAGAUGAAACCACAGAGAAUGAUGAAGUAACAAUACAGGUAACAAUGCCAGAGCCUACAGUGACACCUAAUAGUUCUGCCAAGUCAAAGGAUGCCUCUUCCAGUUCAAAAAAGCGAAAAAUCACCCAGCAAGAUGUCCAAAUAUCCAAUCUAUGCAAAUAG
Paramuricea clavata is the source of this 1029-nucleotide messenger RNA. NCBI's taxonomy places the organism in Eukaryota, Metazoa, Cnidaria, Anthozoa, Malacalcyonacea, Plexauridae. The record is from the annotation of a GenBank genome assembly.